Messenger RNA from Durio zibethinus, 1436 nucleotides. RefSeq lists its product as uncharacterized. The record is from RefSeq and is a predicted model, not a curated record. Gene Ontology annotation, molecular function: ubiquitin protein ligase activity; protein binding. Gene Ontology annotation, biological process: protein ubiquitination. Gene Ontology annotation, cellular component: nucleus. Lineage: Eukaryota; Viridiplantae; Streptophyta; Magnoliopsida; Malvales; Malvaceae.
GUAGUAAAAAAAAAAAAAAAAAAAAGGAUGGCGGAAGAAGAGGAAGUGAAGAUGGAAGUGGAGGCGGUGCAAUCGGUUUACGGAGAGGAUUGCGUGGUGAUCGAAUCGUAUCCUCCGUACCUUCACCUCCACAUCAAGCCUCGCACCGCCGAUGUCUCUUCCCAACAGUUUGUGGAAGCAGUUAUUGGAAUUCGAGCGAAUUCCCAGUAUCCCAAGGAGCCUCCUCUUGUUUAUCUUAUAGGUUCAAAGGGUCUUGAUGAACAAAGGCAAACACAUCUUAUAAGUAACAUAAGAGACAAAGCCUGUGAGCUCCCCUCUUGUUUUAUGCUUGUAGCACUUUGUGAGGAAGCGGUUGAGAUGCUUUCUGCCAUGAAUCACCCUUAUGGCAAUUGUCCAUUGUGUUUAUAUCCUUUGGUGUCAGAAGAUGACCAGACUGAAAGGUUGCCUUUUAUGAAGUUGAUGUCUUGUUUUCAUUGUUUCCAUAGAGAGUGCAUUAUUAGAUGGUGGAAUUGGCUUCAAAUUGAGAACAAGAAUGAUGCUAAGAAUCUAUCUAGUGCAACUGUACGUUCAAGGAGCACAGGAAGUCAACAAGACAUGAAUGGUGCAGUGGAAGAAAGCAUGGGGAGCUGUCCAGUUUGCCGUAAGGUUUUUCAUGCCAAGGAUCUUGAACACGUGCUUGACUUGGCUGGCAAUCAUUCUUCUCAACUGAGUGUGGACAAAACUCAAGUUAAAGAUGAUGAGAAGCUUCUUCAUUCGGACUUUGAGAAUAUAAGAAGAAAGAAGUUUGAGGCGAUAUUAAAACUGCAGGAAGAAAACAGUGGGUUGAUUGGAUACAAGUCCGACCAUGUUGUUUUGCCUGCCAUAAAUCCUCGGAAUACAGUCACAUCGUCUAACCAUGCAUCAACCAAGGAAACAACUGAGCAACCACAAACUAAUCCAGCUUCAACCGCAGAAACAAAUUCUAGUAGUUCCUCGACUAGGCCUGCCACCAAUAGGCACUGGAACUCGGGCAUGAGGAGGCAGAGAGCACAAAAUUCUAGAAAACUCGUAAAACAGUGGGUUAGAAAAGAUAAUGGUGGUGGUGCAGAUUAAGCCAAUUAUGUUAAAGACUUUCGAGAUUAUUAAUGUUGUCUGAAGUAACAAUUUUAGCAAGAGGAGAAAAAGAAAGAAAAGAAGUUACGGUUUGUUCCCAACCAAAUCGAAAGUCUAAAAUUAAAAUUUUAAAAACGUAAACCCGGUUUCCAACCAAACCAAAUGAAUUGAAGGCAGAAUCCAGGUUGCCCUUUGAGUUUGAGGCUGUGCAACAGAGAGAGAACGUAUCAACGUUCAUAGCUAAACAAGCUUACACCAAGCCUAUAUAUGAGACAACCCUUCAAACACAUUUCGAAAAGGCCAGCCCAGUUUGCUCUGAGGUUCCAGGUGCAGCCCAAAUUUGA